AAAUUGAUUCCUAUGACCUUCGCAUCAGGGUGGUUGUUGUGGUCGUGUUCUGCUUCCGCUUCGCCUGGCGCCUCCUAAAUUUUCCUCUGCAAUGGCUCAGAGCAGUGCUGGAAGCUCUAGUAGCAAAAUAGCUGACUUUAAGGCUCGCUUAGCAAAGCUGCACACAAAGAGGAAUGAGGCUGCAGCUCUGAACCACAAAGAAGUUGUUGAAGAAGAUCGUCAGAAACAGAUGCCCAAAAACUAUGCAAAGAAGAGAGAACGGUUAGAAGCAGAAUUUGAAGAGGAACAGCGUAGAGAAGCUGUUAUGGCACAGGUAAAGAAUACUGACCUUUUUUCUGAUUUUUUAAUUGUUGGUCAUUGA
Molecule: messenger RNA, 361 nt
Organism: Penaeus indicus
Lineage: Eukaryota; Metazoa; Arthropoda; Malacostraca; Decapoda; Penaeidae
Product: pre-mRNA-splicing factor syf-2-like
Exons: 3
Coding region: 92-361 (89 amino acids)
Source: RefSeq, a predicted model, not a curated record